This is a messenger RNA of Hypoxylon fragiforme, 2106 nucleotides long. Its product is annotated as glycoside hydrolase family 2 protein. NCBI's taxonomy places the organism in Eukaryota, Fungi, Ascomycota, Sordariomycetes, Xylariales, Hypoxylaceae. Bases 106 to 1968 code for a protein of 620 amino acids. The transcript is spliced from 8 exons. Gene Ontology annotation, molecular function: hydrolase activity, hydrolyzing O-glycosyl compounds. The record is from RefSeq and is a predicted model, not a curated record. Gene Ontology annotation, biological process: carbohydrate metabolic process.
GUGUCCUUUUCCAGUCUCGCACUAUUUCCAUAGCUACUCUGUAACAGGUAGCCUGCUUGACCUUCUUGUGCCAAGCUGUAAGCCCAUAGAGAGGAAGGAGAAACGAUGCAUUCGACCCUAUUCACGGGCAUCUUAGCCCUCGCCCCAAUGCUGGGUAACCUGGCAUUGGGCUAUGAGGUUAAAACUCCUCCCCUGGAUACCAAGUGGACUUACUCAGUCGGAACCAAUCCUUGGCCUGAGUAUCCACGCCCACAGCUCGAGCGUGCACAAUGGAAAAGCUUGAACGGUAUCUGGAAGUGGAAACCGGGAUCCUACCAAGGCGAAUCCAUACCAGCCAGCAACAGUUUUGAUAAGGACAUUCUGGUGCCGUCGUGUAUCGAAAGUGGUCUUUCAGGCGUCAUGGAACUGAACCACACGUAUUCGUGGUACACGACAGAAUUUCAUGUUCCUCUAGGAUUUGCACAGAGGGGCCAUGCCGUCAAGUUGAACUUCGAGGCGGUGGAUUACCAAGCGACUGUCUAUGUUAAUGACCAACUGGUCGGUACCCACGAAGGUGGAUAUUGGCACUUUGGCUUUGACAUCACCAAGUUUAUCAACACAAAUGGGACGACAAAUACUCUACAUGUCAACGUGUUUGACCCUACCGACCAGCCAGGUUACAUGCAUCCUGUUGGAAAACAGGCCAGUGAACCUUCGCAUAUCUUCUAUACCCCCUGUUCAGGAAUCUGGCAAUCUGUAUGGCUUGAAUCUGUCCCGGAUACCUACAUCCAGCAGCUCGAUGUAGUUGCAGAUAUGUCUGGCCAAGUCAACGUGACGGUCACAAGUAACAAAGGUUCCGACCCUGUUACCAUCGCUGUCUUCAACAGUGAAGGCAAGGAAGUUGCUUCAGCUAAGGGUGUUGCCAACAAGCCCUUUGACUUCGUCGUAAAAUCUCCAAAGCUGUGGUCUCCGGACUCACCCUCACUCUACAACCUUGCUGUCACACUGGGACAGGACAAAGUAAAAUCGUACACAGGUUUCAGAACGCUGUCUAUUGGUGUGAUUGAUGGAGUCAAGCGGCCAUUGCUCAAUGGAGAAUUUAUCUUCCAAUUUGGCACACUUGACCAGGGUUUCUGGCCGGACGGCAUCUACACCCCGCCCAACCGCGAGGCCAUGGUCUACGAUUUGCAAGUUCUAAAGGAUUACGGUCUUAACAUGCUCCGAAAGCACAUCAAAGUCGAGAAUGCCCUCUUCUACCAGGCUUGUGAUCAACUUGGACUGUUGCUCAUCCAAGACAUGCCCUCCAUGCCGUUACGAACACCGGACGCGGCUCAGCAAGCCGAUUGGGAACGCCAGCUUGACAUCUUGAUCAACCAGCACAAGAACUAUCCCAGCAUCUACACUUGGGUCAUCUACAAUGAGGGAUGGGGCCAAAUUGUAGACUACUACCCUGAGUUUAACAUCACGAACCGCAUCAGAGAGCUAGACCCUACGAGAUUCAUCGACGCCACUACCGGAUGGCACGACCAUGGUGCUGGCGAUUUCCAUGACAACCACCACUAUGCGAACCCUCAAUGUGGUACGCCGUUUUAUUCGAUUCAGUCUACUCCCUACGACAGCAACCGAAUUGCUAUUCAGGGUGAGUUUGGAGGUAUCGGUCACAACGUCUCCGGAGAGCAUCUUUGGAAGGUUUGGGGCGCUGUCCAGACAAUCAACCAGACAUACGAGAUCGACCAGGAUCUCGACGCUUACAACUACCGUGGCCACCUCCUAUUGAGUGAACUUCGUGACCAGGUCGAGAAGUACGCCUGUUCCGGGGCUGUUUGGACUCAAACCACCGACGUCGAAGGAGAAGUCAACGGCUUCCUCACCUACGACAGAAGAAUCAUCCGCCCCGACAAGGAGCAGUGGCGCGCGGACAUCCAAGCCCUGUACGACGCGGCGGCGAAGAGGGGAGGCAAGGCACCGAAGCAGACGUAUGCCUUGUGAGCGUGAAGGGAUAUAGAUAUAGGUAUACCAUUCUCGGCGAGACAUAGAAAAUGCUUCAUUGCAUAUGAUUUGAUGAUUAUAUACUAGGUUAGGUACUUAAGCCUCAAAUUAUUUAUUAAUACAUAUUAUAUCCAAUCA